AUGAGGGCUAUUCAUCUCGGCGCCGCCGUGUUGUGUGCUCAGGUUGGACUGGCUGUUCCGCAUGCUGGCCAUCAGAAACAUCGACAUGCAGCUCGUCACCUGGAGACCUAUUAUUCAACCAUCACUGAUAUCGUGACCGUCACAGCUCCUAACGCUGUCGUCUGGGUCGAUCAGUUCAACAACAUCAUCUCCACCGAAUAUCGUGGUCAAGCCAACUCACCCCCGCCGACUGAGACUCUCAGUACCACCACUCCAGCUGGCACUAGCACUGCUGUCUCGUCUUCGGUCGGUCCCACUGAUGGUGCACCACCGCCAACAACUCUUGCGUCGGUUUCAAGCUCUGUAGCUCUACCAACCUCGGCCGAAACAACGUCUCCAUCUUCAACUGUCACUCCUACCCCUACCACUGCUUCUGAAGUGUCAGCCACCAGCAGCUCUACUACCAGCAGCGGUAUCUCCGGGAGUGACGACAACCAAGCUGGAGGUGGUGGCUUCGGAAUCUGCUACGAACUCAUCACAGAGACUGGCUGCAAGACCAACGAUCAGCUCAAUAAUGACUUUACCUUCUUGGCUAGCCAGGGCUUCAGCAAGGUUCGCGUCUACGACGUUGGCUGUGACCUUGGCCCAGUUGCCCGAGCUGCUUCUGCAGCCAACAUGCAACUGAUUGCUGGACUUAACACCAUCACCAACGUUUCCGGAGACAUUGCAAAGCUGAUUGGCUUCCUCACUGGAAAUUGGGCUUCGGUCGACACUAUUGUCAUCGGUAAUGAGGUUGUCAAUAAUGGCGGAGAUCCAAAUGCUGUGGUUGGAGCCCUGGGUAUUGCUCGAGCUGCUCUCUCCGCUGCUGGAUACACCAAGAACGUCGUCACCGUAGAUGUCUGGAGUCAGUUGCUGAGAUACCCGCAGUUGUGCCAGAACUCCGACUACUGCGCAGCCAACGCCCACGCAUACUUUGAUGUCAACACCAGUGCAGACGAAGCUGGCACAUAUGUCUACAAAAUUAGCCAACAACUCGCAGCUGUCGCCAAUGGCAAGUCUGUUGUCAUCACAGAGUCCGGAUGGCCAUGGCAAGGACAAACCAACGGCCUAGCCGUUCCUUCACCUGCCAACCAACAGACCGCAGUCGGUGGCCUAAGAUCUGCAUUUUCCUCGAACCCAGGCGGUCUGUUCUUGUUCCAGGCGUACGAUGCGACCUACAAGGCUCCUGGCCCUCUGGGUGUCGAACAGUUCUUUGGCAUCUACGGUCAUUGA
Molecule: messenger RNA, 1251 nt
Organism: Exophiala spinifera
Lineage: Eukaryota; Fungi; Ascomycota; Eurotiomycetes; Chaetothyriales; Herpotrichiellaceae
Exons: 2
Coding region: 1-1251 (416 amino acids)
Biological process (GO): cell wall organization
Cellular component (GO): fungal-type cell wall; extracellular region; cell surface
Molecular function (GO): 1,3-beta-glucanosyltransferase activity; glucan endo-1,3-beta-D-glucosidase activity
Source: RefSeq, a predicted model, not a curated record